Molecule: messenger RNA, 3297 nt
Organism: Rhea pennata
Lineage: Eukaryota; Metazoa; Chordata; Aves; Rheiformes; Rheidae
Gene: RNF103
Product: ring finger protein 103
Exons: 4
Coding region: 903-2729 (608 amino acids)
Biological process (GO): protein ubiquitination
Cellular component (GO): endoplasmic reticulum
Molecular function (GO): ubiquitin-protein transferase activity
Source: RefSeq, a predicted model, not a curated record
GCCCGGGCCCCGCAGGAGGCGGCGGGGGGCGAGCGGGUCCCCUGCGCCGCGGGACGCGGCUGGGCGCUUGGGGGUAACUUCGUCCCGGUGCUGAGGCGCAGAUCGCCGGGCGCUGCGCCGGGACGCGGCAGCGAGAGGCCUGCAGCAGGGCCAGAGCGCCGCCGAAAUCCCGGCGGGCCGGACACAGGCAGCUUAGCCGGGCAUUAGGUCAUCGGCGCGGUCUGUAAACUUCCUCCCGAGCGCUGCGUUCAUCUCACGGAUCUGAAGUCUUGCACCCGACUGAGCGUCCUGUAAAGCGCGCUUGAAGGAGGUGGCCCUGCUCGCUUGGCUCUCGCUGGGUUGCUGCUUCAGCGUUUGGAGAGCGUAGCACAAACCAGAGGCGAGCCCGUGGUUUCUGUAUCCCAGCACAUCAAACCCUGUUAAACUCGGGCAAAGUUGGUUGCAGAAGCAGCACUUGGUCUGAGCCCGGAAUGAUGAUGCCUGGUCUAUGCCCGUGUAAAAUACCGCUGAAGCAGAACAAGAAAAUACAGAAAUCUGUAUCGUCUUACAGGAACACGACUUGCAUAGAUGCCUGCCAGUGGCGGCCAUUCUUUUGGAUUCAGACCAAAACUGCUGCUUUUGUUUGUAAUCUUACUCUCUAUGUGAUCAAUCAUACGUGAGGUUUAAAGCAAUGCAAAUAUCUUCUUGGUUUUUGUCAUUCUUAGCAUGCUGGUUUAAUUUGUUGUGUUCUUCACUGUGUUUUCCUUUGUCAUCUCAGCACAUGGAAGUAAGUUCUCUUUUCUCCUCAGUCAUUAAACAAAACCUGUGCAUUCUUCAGGGAGCAGUAAGUGGAUUCUCACUGUUACAAAAAAGAAAAUAUCGACUGCCUUGAAUAAAAAGACCCUUUGUUUCAAGGAGACCUCAUGGAAGGAGAGCUUUAUUCUGCUCUUAAGGAGGAAGAGGCCUCUGAAUCAGUUUCAAGUACAAACUUCAGCGGUGAAAUGCACUUCUAUGAGCUUGUAGAAGACACAAAAGAUGGGAUCUGGCUGGUACAGGUCAUAGCAAACGAUAGAAGCCCACUGGUGGGUAAAGUCCACUGGGAGAAAAUGGUGAAGAAAGUAUCAAGAUUCGGCAUACGUACUGGCACUUUUAACUGUUCCAGUGACCCCAGGUACUGCAAGAGGAGGGGUUGGCUGAAAUCCACUCUCAUUAUGUCUGUUCCGCAAACUAGUACCUCCAAGGGGAAAGUAAUGCUUAAAGAGUACAGUGGGCGCAAAAUUGAAGUGGAGCACAUUUUCAAAUGGAUCACAGCCCAUGCCGCUUCUCGGAUCAAAACCAUCUACAACUCUGAACAUCUAAAAGAAGAAUGGAACAAAAGUGACCAGUAUCGGGUGAAAAUAUAUCUGUUUGCCAACCUUGACCAGCCUCCAGCAUUCUUCUCCGCAUUAAGUGUAAAGUUUACUGGACGAGUGGAGUUUAUUUUUGUGAAUGUGGAAAACUGGGACAAUAAAAGUUACAUGGCAGAAAUUGGUAUCUACAAGACACCAUCCUACAUACUUAGGACUCCCGAGGGGAUUUAUAGGUAUGGAAAUAAUACUGGUGAAUUUAUAUCACUACGUGCCAUGGAUUCCUUUUUGCGUUCGUUACAACCAGAAGUUAAUGAUUUAUUUGUUUUAAGCUUAGUUUUGGUUAAUCUGAUGGCUUGGAUGGACUUGUUUAUUACACAAGGCGCUACUAUAAAGCGCUUUGUGGUUCUUAUAAGCACUUUAGGGACGUAUAAUUCAUUAUUAAUUAUUUCCUGGCUACCUGUAUUAGGUUUUUUGCAACUUCCUUACUUAGAUAGCUUUUAUGAGUACAGUUUAAAACUCUUCAGGUACUCUAAUACAACUGCUUUGGCUUCUUGGGUAAGAGCCGACUGGAUGUUCUACUCUUCACAUCCUGCCCUCUUCCUCAGCACUUACCUUGGUCAUGGUUUACUAAUUGAUUACUUUGAGAAAAAAAGAAGACGCAAUAACAAUAAUGAUGAAGUAAAUGCUAAUAAUCUGGAGUGGCUGUCCAGCCUGUGGGACUGGUAUACCAGCUACCUGUUUCACCCUAUUGCUUCUUUUCAACACUUUCCUUUUGACUCAGAUUGGGAUGAAGAUCCGGAUUUGUUCUUAGAGCGACUGGCCUUCCCCGAUCUCUGGCUUCACCCUCUGAUACCAACUGAUUAUAUAAAAAACUUACCGAUGUGGAGGUUUAAAUGCCUGGGUGUUCAUUCUGAUGAGGAAGUGCUGGAAGACUUUCAAGACAGCGAAAGUGACUCUGACAGUGAAAACAAAGAGAUCUUCAGUAGUGAAAAAGAAAUCUCUGAGGACGAUGAGCUAAAUACAUUUCACAGGCCCGACGAAGGAGCACCUCGGUGCGGCGCCGAGACCUGUUCGUGUGCCAAUAAAUAUUGUCAGAACGAGCCAUAUGAAAGGAAAGCGAGAUCAUAUGGGUCGUACAGCACUACAGAUGACCUGGAGCCAGAUUGGUCAGCCUGGCCCUCGGAGAUGUUGCACUGUACAGAAUGUGUUGUGUGUCUAGAAAACUUCGAAAGCGGCUGUCUGCUCAUGGGCUUGCCCUGCGGGCACGUGUUCCACCAGAAUUGCAUCGUGAUGUGGCUGGCCGGGGGGCGGCACUGCUGCCCCGUUUGCAGGUGGGCUUCGUACAAAAAAAAGCAGCCAUACACACAUCCACAGCCUUUGUCAAAUGAUGCCCCAUCUUAGCUGUGUGCUGAUGUCCUUUGUAAGCUUUCAGGAUAUUACUGCUUGCCUUUUAAAUGUUAGUCACUUUAAAAAUUAUGUGGUUUGAAGUUUUAGUUUAAAUGUUAGUGCAGUGAACUAAAAUACACGAUGCUAACGUUAACGACAGAAUCAUUUGGUUGCCUUGUAUGUUGAACUGAAUGCAUACUUAUCGUACAAUAAUUUUUUUCUUUUCAACAUUUGGAAACUUGAUGCUGUUUUUGUAAGCACAAAAAUCAAGCCUACAACAGAAGCGUACUCCAGCAAACGUUUACAAGUUAGGACGUGGGUGAAAUUGAAAUUCUAAUCAGAGACAAUUGCUUAAUUUAAGUGUUUCUUAUUUUAGAGUCUGUUCAGCACAUCUUUGUUGAAUAAUGUAUGUUGUAAGACAGUACCAUUUAAAAAGAAAUCCGUGAAAUAAAUUAUUUUAAAAGGAGAUUUGUAAUGUUAAUUGUUUUGAUAAAUAUUUUAUGUGUAUGGUUUCGGAUGUCUUGCUGGUCUGAUUUAUCUGUGAAGACAAUAAAAAUAUAACACAUGUUUUGUGACUAAUAAA